Messenger RNA from Rotaria sordida, 636 nucleotides. NCBI's taxonomy places the organism in Eukaryota, Metazoa, Rotifera, Eurotatoria, Philodinida, Philodinidae. The record is from the annotation of a GenBank genome assembly.
AUGGACGCUCUUAUUCCUAUUCUUAAUAAACUUCAAGAUGCAUUUAAUACUGUCGGUUCAGAUAGUAUUCAAUUACCACAAAUUGUUGUUGUUGGUUCACAAAGUGCUGGUAAAAGUUCAGUAUUAGAAAAUAUAGUUGGACGAGAUUUUCUUCCUCGUGGUACUGGAAUUGUUACAAGACGUCCAUUAACUCUUCAACUUAUUUAUACACCUUCAGAAGAAAAACAAGAUCAAUGUCAACGUUUAGGAAUCCCAAUACCUAAUGAAAAUGAAUUUGGUAUAUUUACACAUGUUAAAGAUCGAGUUUAUACAGAUUUUAAUGAAAUUCGAAAAGAAAUUGAAGCUGAAACAGAUCGACUUGGUGGAAAAAAGAAUAUUUCUAAAGAACCAAUAACGUUAAAAAUUUAUUCACCAAAAGUUGUUACAUUAACAUUAAUUGAUUUACCUGGUUUAACAAAAAUACCUGUUGAUGAUCAACCAAUUGAUAUUGAACAUCAAGUACGAAAUCUUAUUAUGGAUUAUAUAUCAAAUCCAAAUGCUGUUAUUCUUGCAAUUACACCAGCUAAUGUCGAUUUUUCAACAUCAGAUGCAAUAAAAUUUUUUAAAUUACCUUCACAAAUAUUAUUUGUUCAAUGA